Messenger RNA from Ochotona princeps (American pika), 3737 nucleotides. RefSeq names its product histone deacetylase 7 (gene HDAC7). Bases 295 to 3228 code for a protein of 977 amino acids. The record is from RefSeq and is a predicted model, not a curated record. Gene Ontology annotation, biological process: chromatin organization; negative regulation of transcription by RNA polymerase II. Gene Ontology annotation, molecular function: histone deacetylase activity. Gene Ontology annotation, cellular component: histone deacetylase complex. The transcript has 27 exons. Lineage: Eukaryota; Metazoa; Chordata; Mammalia; Lagomorpha; Ochotonidae.
AGGGCCCGCCCGCCGGCGCCCUCCCUGCUCGCGCCUCUGGCUGCUGCGGCCUCCACGCCUGGCCCCGCCCGCCAUGCGCCCCCCGCUCUGAGCGCCUGGCCCGACGCACGGCCCGCGGAUGGGAACUGAGUGAGUCAGGGCCCACCACUCCAGACCCCCAGCACAGGACAUGCCAGGGGGCUAGGUUUGGACUGGACAAAGCCCGCCCACAUUCCCUGCAGCUCAUGUCCCCAAAGGGCCAGCUCGUCGCGAGAUCCCCAGCCUGGCAAGUGGUCAUCCCUUGCAGUGGACAGCAUGGAAGGCCGGUGUCCUCUGCCACCAUCGGGGCCACCCAGGAGCCUGCAGGCAGGCUGUCCCUCACCCUGCACGGACAUGCCCGGCCCUCAGCGGCAGCCCAUGGACCUGCGACUGGGCCCGCGGCCCCCCAUGGAGUCCCCACAAGAGCCUGCCACACUGCUGGCGCUACAGCCGCCCCAGCACCUGGGACAUCAACUUUUCCUUGCAGGCCUGCAGCAGCAGCAUGAAACAGAGCCCUUGAGGGUGCCGGCAGCAGCGUCGCAUGUGCGUCAGGAACAGGAGCUGCGGCAGCUUCUCCACAAGGACAAGAGCCGGCGGAGUGCUGUGGCUAGCAGUGUGGUCAAGCAGAAACUGGCUGAGGUGAUCCUGAAGAAGCAGCAGCAGGCGGCGCUAGAGAGGACCACCCACCCCAAUGGCCCUGGCACAGCCUACAGGACACUGGAGCCCUUGGAGACGGACAGAGCCACUCGCUGCCCACUUGGCCACUUUCUGCCCCCUGUCUCUAGCCUGCCCACUGACCCUCCUGAGCACUUUCCUCUACGUAAGACAGUCUCUGAGCCCAACCUGAAACUGCGCUACAAACCCAAGAAGACCUUGGAACGCAGGAAGAACCCCCUGCUGCGAAAGGAGAGUGCUCCUCCCAGUCUGCGGAGGCGGCCAGCUGAGACCCUGGGAGACUCUUCCCCCAGCAGCAGUAGCACACCUGCAUCCGGCUGCAGCUCUCCCAAUGGCAGCGAGCACAGCCCCAGUGCCAGCCUGGGCUCUGAGGUGCUCCUAGGCCAGCGGCUGCGACUGCAGGAGACCACUCUGGCGCCCUUCACCCUGCCCACUGUGUCCCUGCUGCCUGCCAUCACGUUGGGAUUGCCAGCUCCUGCCAGGGCUGACAGCGAACGCAGAGCCCGCCAGCCUCUGGGCCCUCGGGGACCUGUUCUGGGUAGCGCCCAUUGCCCCCUCUUCCUAUCCCAGGGCCUGGAGCAGGAGGCUGGGGGUUCCCUGCCCUCUCGCCUGCAGCCCGUCCUCCUACUGGACCCCGCGGCCUCUCAUGGCCCCUUGCUGACUGUGCCUGGCCUUGGGCCUCUACCAUUCCAGUUUGCCCAGUCUUUGCUGACCCCUGAGCGCCUCUCUGGGUCAGGCCUGCACUGGCCCCUGAGUUGGACCCGCUCGGAGCCCCUUCAACCACACCUGGAGCAGCUGAGACCUCACCUGCAGCUGGCUGAGAGGCCCGCCAAGCUGAAUGAGAAGCCCCUGCUGCGGCAGAUCCCCUCUGCUGAGGGCCGAGAGUCGGAUGGUGGUGGGGUACGGCAGGUGGUGAACAACGGUCUGGAGCAUCGGGAGUCAAGCCACAGGCAGCCAGAGUCCAAAGGUGUACCUCCUCCCUUGCGGCCCCCGCAGAAGCUGCUCGAGGAGCCCUGUGCCCCACAGGUGUUGUGGGAGCACAAGCGCCCGCCAGGGCCGCUGACCCAGGGAUCUGGGGACUGUGUGCUGCUCCCACGGGCCCAGAGCGGGCACCGCCCCCUGUCCAGGGCUCAGUCCUCCCCUGCGGCACCCGCCUCACUGUCCAGCCCGGAGCCCACUGGCCAGGCCAGGCCCCCAUCCAGCUCAGAUCCCCCCGCCAGGACCCUGCCCUUCACCACAGGGCUGGUCUACGACUCGGUAAUGCUCAAGCACCAGUGCCCAUGCGGUGACAGCAGCCGCCACCCAGAGCACGCAGGCCGCAUCCAGAGCAUCUGGUCACGGCUGCAGGAGCGGGGACUGCGGAGCCGUUGCGAGUGCCUGCGGGGCCGCAAGGCCUCCCUGGAGGAGCUGCAGUCCGUGCACUCGGAGCGGCAUGUGCUGCUGUAUGGCACCAACCCACUGAGCCGCCUCAAGCUGGACGACGGGAAGCUAGCAGAACUCCUGGAGCAGCGCAUGUUCGUUAUGCUGCCCUGUGGCGGGCUUGGGGUGGACACUGACACUGUCUGGAACGAGUUGCAUUCCUCCAAUGCCGCCCGCUGGGCGGCGGGCAGCGUCACCGACCUGGCCUUCAAGGUGGCUUCCCGGGAGUUGAAGAACGGCUUUGCUGUGGUGCGGCCCCCGGGACACCAUGCUGACCACUCCACAGCCAUGGGCUUCUGCUUCUUCAACUCGGUGGCGGUCGCCUGCAAGCAACUGCAACAGCAAGGCAAGGCCAGCAAGGUCCUCAUUGUGGAUUGGGAUGUGCACCAUGGCAAUGGCACGCAGCAGGCCUUCUACCAGGACCCCAGUGUGUUGUACAUCUCCUUGCAUCGCCACGACGAUGGCAACUUCUUCCCAGGCAGUGGGGCCGUGGACGAGGUGGGAGCCGGCAAUGGCGAGGGCUUUAACAUCAAUGUGGCCUGGGCGGGAGGCCUGGAUCUCCCCAUGGGGGACCCCGAGUACCUGGCUGCCUUCAGGACGGUGGUGAUGCCUGUCGCCCGCGAGUUCUCUCCAGACCUGGUCCUUGUGUCGGCUGGUUUCGAUGCCGCCGAAGGGCAUCCUGCCCCACUGGGUGGCUAUCGAGUUUCUGCCAAAUGCUUCGGGUGCAUGACGCAACAGCUGAUGAGUCUGGCUGGAGGUGCUGUGGUGCUGGCCCUGGAAGGCGGCCAUGACCUCACGGCCAUCUGCGACGCCUCCGAGGCCUGUGUGGCCGCCCUCCUGGGCAACAAGGUGGACCCAUUCUCAGAAGAGAGCUGGACACAGAAGCCCAACCUCAGUGCCAUCCGUUCCCUGGAGGCUGUGAUCCGCGUGCACAGUAAGUACUGGGUCUGUAUGAAGCGUCUGGCCGCCUGCCCUGAUACCUGGGAGCCCAGGCCGCCUGGCACUGAUGCCGAGGUGGAGGCUGUCACUGCACUGGCGUCUCUGUCUGUGGGCAUCCUGGCAGAAGACAGGCCUGCAGAGCAGCUGGUGGAAGAGGAGGAGCCCAUGCAUCUGUAAGGCCUCCCUGGCUCAACCUCUGUCCUCCAAAGGACCCUGGCACGCCACAGCCCACCUGUGACCACAGUCCUGGCCGGCAGCCCCCACACUGCAUACAGUCCCAGGCCCUAUGCACAACUGUGAGCUUGGUUGCAGUUGAGAGCCCUCCCCCUGCAGCCAGCAGGUGCCCUGGGAGCUCAGUGGGCUCUGACUCCAUUGUGCCGAACCUUCAUCUCCCCUCAGGGGCACAGCCCAGCCCCCAGGGACCCCUCGGCCUCUGCCAGUCCCACUCACCUGGGGCCUCUUUUGCCAGCUGGCUCCGCUGAGGGUGAGGGGGCCUCCUAUGCCGACUCCUUGGCUUGCAGGACCCAGGCCUGGGCCCAGAAGGAAGAUGUGUGAGAGCAUGUGUGUGCUUAUGUGUGUGUGUGUGUGUGUGGCAGCACAUGUGUGUGUAUGUCCGUGUAUGUCCCCCCACUAUAUCCCGCGCAUCUUUUUGUAAAAAAGAGAAAAAAAGAAAAAUCUGAACAAUA